Lactuca virosa is the source of this 285-nucleotide messenger RNA. The record is from the annotation of a GenBank genome assembly. Lineage: Eukaryota; Viridiplantae; Streptophyta; Magnoliopsida; Asterales; Asteraceae.
AUGGGAAUCGAAGCCAGGGAGUCCUCCGGUGUCGGACGUCCCGAGACGAGCAGUGGUAAAGAAGAUGUCGGUCCAGCUACCACCCCAACCAGUACCUCCAACUCCGUAUGUCGGCGUUUCUCACUGGCGGCUCAGCCGGAGAUAAUGAGAUCGGCGCAGAAGGAUGACCCAUACGCUUCUUUCGUCUAUGAGGCCUGUCAUGAUGCCUUUCACCAUUUAUUCAGUUGCUAUCUUAUCUCAAAAUUUUGGGCUUUCCCUCUAAAUAUGUGUGCGUUUAGACUUUAG